AUGCAGAGCAGCGGACAACGCGAGGACGCUGAGGUCACAAGCGCAUCGCAGCAGUCAAUACUACUAGUGGAAGUCCAGGAUGAAUCCGUGCUCGAGCAGAGUCUUCCUCCCGAAAAUGCGCAGCCAGCGAUGAGACCAGUGUCAAGGAAAAGACAGACGAGUAUCUUGUUAUGCGCUUUUAUGGACGUGUUUGUCACAAUCGGCCUGAAUCAGGCUUAUGGAGUUUUUCUCAACUAUUAUCUCACUGAUGGAAGCAGUGAAAAGGACCCUUUCUUACCCAAAAGCGAGGUCUCGAGCAAAGCGAUGCUGGCAUUCGUUGGUACAUUGGCUGCGGGCCUGACCUGGGGAGGCAGCAUCUUCGUGAAUCCGAUCAUGGCAAGAUCAAAAGAUCCUAGACGGAUCACUGGAGCUGGAGCUGUCCUCAUUGGCGCUGGCUAUGUCCUUGCAAGCUUUUGCCACAAGGUAUGGCAACUUCUUUUGACACAAGGCUUGAUCUACGGCGUCGGCACGUCAUUGAUGUAUUUCCCAGUCCUGGCCGUCGCACCCGAAUACUUUGAUGCUCAUCGUGGCUCUGCAAUGGGCUUCAUUUUGUCCGCUGCUGGAGUGGGCGGUUUGGCCUACGCUCCGGCGGCACGUGCGAUGCUGGCAAGUUUAGGCGCAGCCUGGACUCUCAGGAUCUUUGGUCUAGUCAAUUUGGCCAUAUGCGUUCCGAUUGUACUAACUACACCACCAUCACGAAGCCUUGUCAAGCGGCCGACACUUGUGGACAUCAGGCUGGCGAAAAGGCUCACGUUCAUCCUGCAAGCUUUGGCUGCUAUGGCACAGGCUGCGGGGAAUUUUGUGCCAUUGACUUUCUUGCCAGAGUUCAGCACGAGGCUGGGAUAUACGGCUGCUUUUGGCGCCGCACUGCUUUCCAUCAAUAACGCUGUCAACACCAUCAGCCGGAUAGCCAUGGGCUUCAUUGCAGAUGUUGCGGGAAGACAAAACACGCUUGUCCUCAGUGUCCUCGGAAGUGCCAUCACCGUCGUGGCGUUCUGGUUGUCCAGUGCUUACGGCGACGAUAUGAACCUCUGGAUAACUUUUGUGGUCACCUAUGGUUUGUUCGCAGGAGGAUACAACUCAUUGUUUCCGACCACUGUCAUUGAAGUGUUCGGCGCUCAAGCCUACGCAUCCGUCAACGGCUUCAUCUAUUUCAUUCGGGGUCUAGGAGCACUUUGGGGUUCUCCGGUUGGAGGUGCUCUGGUCAAAGGAGGAACACAUCCCCAAGCAUAUAUCACCAUGAUAUGGUACGAUUUUGGGCUGCUGAUGCUGUCGAGUCUGUGUGUCAUUGCUGUGAGGGGUCUUGAUGCUUCGGCGAAAGGCCAAUUCAAGCUGAAAGCUUGA
Messenger RNA from Exophiala xenobiotica, 1383 nucleotides. RefSeq lists its product as uncharacterized. The record is from RefSeq and is a predicted model, not a curated record. Lineage: Eukaryota; Fungi; Ascomycota; Eurotiomycetes; Chaetothyriales; Herpotrichiellaceae. The transcript is spliced from 3 exons. Gene Ontology annotation, biological process: transmembrane transport. Gene Ontology annotation, molecular function: transmembrane transporter activity. The coding region runs from base 1 to 1383 and encodes 460 amino acids. Gene Ontology annotation, cellular component: fungal-type vacuole membrane.